Tetranychus urticae (two-spotted spider mite) is the source of this 1483-nucleotide messenger RNA. RefSeq lists its product as uncharacterized. The record is from RefSeq and is a predicted model, not a curated record. NCBI's taxonomy places the organism in Eukaryota, Metazoa, Arthropoda, Arachnida, Trombidiformes, Tetranychidae.
AAGCCAAAGAGAAAGCGGCAUUUUUUAAAUUUUACGAACAUUAAGACAUGUGAAACGGUUCGUCGGAGAUGUGUCAUUGAUAUUGAUGUAGAAAGUAAUGAAGAGGGUUGGAGUAAAAUGGUUGGGGGGUUUCAAGCAGGUGAAGGGGGUUUACAUGUUUUGGAACAUAUUUUGACAGUUCAUGGCCCGUUAAGCAGAUCAUCCGUUGGCCUGAAAGUGAUGCCUGGUCUAGCGUUUACAUAGUUUAUAUACUUAUAGCUAUUAACUCUUUUUCACUCUUAACCAUUCUCAUCUUUUUCCCCUCUUUCUACUCGCUCUUCUCACCUAAAUUUGCCUCACUCAAGAGACUCUUUCGUUUGGUAUAUAAACGCAUUUCGGGCUCAUCGAAUUGUCACAAUAGUUCAAGUAUUGUUUGGAUUAGUGCAACAAAAAAUCAAGUGAACAAAACUUACCUCAUAUUUUGGAUUAUUACCUUUGCUCGAGUCGAGCUUUUUAAACCUUUUUAGCUAUAUUAUUUCAAUUUAAGCCUUUUUUAAAAUUCCUCAUUAUUUCAAAAUGUUCAACAAAUCCAGUUUCAUUGUCAGCCUUUUGGUCUGUGGAUUAUGUCUUGCCGUUAAUGCAGCCAACAGCACUUCUUCCAAUGCAUCACCAGGUCCCUUCAUCCCAGUGCCAGUACCAAUUCCAGCCUUCCCUGGUUUCCCUGGUGCCUCAGCCGGUGCACCAUCUGGAUAUGGUUAUCCUGGUUAUCCUUCAGCCUAUUCUGGUUUUGGAAGCUACGCUAGCCCAGCUUAUAUUUCACCAAGUUACGCACCAGCCUCAGGAAUGAGCCCAUACGCUUCAAGUCCGUAUGCUGCUUCCAGUCCAUACUCAAGUGUAGCCUCAUCAAGUCCUUAUGCUGCUGCCUCCAGCCCUUACGCUGCUGCCGCUCAAAGUCCAUACUCAUCAAGCCCAUACUCAUCAAGCCCAUAUUCAUCAAGCCCAUACUCUUCCAGCCCAUAUGCAUCAUCAAGUUAUUCAUCACCAUACUCGUCUUAUGGUACUCCAUACUCUUCUUAUGGUUCAUCUUAUGGAGGUUCAACAUUAGGUUAUGGUUCCUCAUCAUACCCAAGUUCAUCUUCAUUCCCAUUCUUUGGUUGAAACAAAAAAACGUUGUAUUCCAAUGACGUUCAUAAAUGAAUUCAUGUCUCCUUCAAGCAAGCCGUUUGAAGCAAGUUUUCGGCCAAAAUAAUUGUCCCUCCAAAAUCAAUUAUCCACCAAAAGAAAAGAUCUUAUAACCAUAUUAAUAUAAUAAUUAAAUUUAUAACAAUAAUCACAUUUGUUUUCAUAAAUAACAUUAAAAAUAAAUCACUAAAAAAUCAUAAGAUGAAAAGCUAUUGUUAAAAAAUAUAACAAUGACCACCAUCUAUUAACAAAUGAUACAAACUGAUUAUUGCAAAGAUCCACCAACACUUUUUUGACUUUUUUGUUCAUUAAACAUUUUUUU